Acipenser ruthenus (sterlet) is the source of this 2755-nucleotide messenger RNA. Its product is annotated as diacylglycerol kinase alpha. Gene Ontology annotation, molecular function: calcium ion binding; ATP-dependent diacylglycerol kinase activity. Gene Ontology annotation, biological process: intracellular signal transduction; diacylglycerol metabolic process; lipid phosphorylation. The record is from RefSeq and is a predicted model, not a curated record. NCBI's taxonomy places the organism in Eukaryota, Metazoa, Chordata, Actinopteri, Acipenseriformes, Acipenseridae. Gene Ontology annotation, cellular component: plasma membrane.
AGCUCCGGGCUUCAAUCCAACCCCUGCAGCGCUGGCAAGACGAUAUGAGACAGAGAGAAAAAAAAAAAAACAGGGUUUUGUGCAAGUCUGGUAAGAGCAACCACUUUUGCCUUGAAGUUUCAGUUCCUGUGUGUGCUCAGAAACACACACACCGCCGAGUAUUAACACUGAGCAACAACUCGGGGACACGGCGAGGCGGCUUUAUCAGAACAUCUCAAGUGCCCAGCGACUGUGUCGUCUCUGUUCUCAGUUUCCAGUCCUAGCAGAGUCCGGAGGGAGAGCUCGUUUGGUUUGGGGUGGCAGACCGAAAUAAAAAAAAAAAAAUGUCUUUGGAAGAAUCCGAGAGCAAGGAGUGGGCGAUCCUGAGUCCUGUGGAUUUCAUCCAGCUGCAGCAGUACAUCGACUACUCGAACCUCAAGAUGAAGGACGCCUUGAAGGAGUUCUACAGAGAUGGAGUUUUGUCAAAGUAUCGUCAUGGCGAGUGUAUAGAGGAGGAAGGCUUCAAGCUCUUCAUGAAGACCUAUCUGGAUGUUAAAGAGGUCCCAGAGGACCUGUGCCACAGAUUAUUCAUGUACUUCCAGAAGACAUCCGAGCCAGACAGUGCGAACCAAUCGCAGAGCACCCCGGCUGGUCCAGGCAGUGCGAACCAAUCGCAGAGCACCCCGGCUGCCCCUGGGCAGGUCUGCAUGAAGGACGUUUCCUGUUACCUGUCUCUGCUGGAGGGGGGCUGUCCCGAGGACAAGCUGGAGUUUACCUUCAAGCUGUAUGACAAGGAUGGGAACGGUCUGCUGGACAGUUCGGAGGUGGAUCGAAUCAUCGCUCAGAUGAUGCAUGUUGCUGACUAUCUGGAAUGGGACGUGUCGGAGCUGAAACCGAUCCUGAAGGAGAUGAUGAAAGCGAUCGACUACGACGGCAAUGGGACGGUGUCCCUGGAGGAGUGGAUCAGAGGGGGGAUGGCGAACGUCCCCAUGCUGGUCCUGCUGGGGCUAGAAGCAACCAUCAAGGACGACGGGCAGCACCUGUGGCAGCUGAAGCAUUUCAAAAGGCCUGUGUACUGCAAUGUGUGCCACAGCCUGCUGGUGGGGCUGAGGAAGCAAGGGCUCUGCUGCACCUGCUGUAAAUACACAGUCCAUGAACGCUGCACCACCAGAGCACUGCUCCCCUGCAUCAGCACCUUCGCCAAGUCGAAGAAGGACGCCGGUGUGCAGCCCCAUGUGUGGGUGGAAGGGAACUGCGAAGCCAGUAAGUGUGAUCGCUGCCAGAAGAAGAUCAAGAGCUACCAGGGUCUGACAGGGAUGCGCUGCGUGUGGUGCCACAUGAAGAUCCACAAUGACUGUGUGUCCCAGGUUUCCUCGGAGUGUGACUGCGGUGCUCUCAAAGAUCACAUCCUCCCUCCCUGUGCAAUCUACCCGGUCAUCCUGGAGAGGCAGAACUGUCCCAAGAACGGAUCUCCGAGUCCCACGCUGUCCGAGGAGACGGAGCAGUCCUUCACAACCCCCGACGGGCAGAUCCUGCGGAUCACCCCAGUCCCGGAGACGCACCCCCUGCUGGUUUUCGUGAACCUCAAAAGUGGAGGCAAACAGGGCAAGAGGGUGCUGAGGAAGUUCAGGUAUCUGCUGAACCCCAGACAGGUGUACGACCUUUCCAAUGGGGGGCCUGCUCCAGGGUUGAAUUUCUUUCGGGAUCUCCUGGAUUACCGGAUUCUGGUCUGUGGCGGGGAUGGCACAGUCGGCUGGAUUCUGGAUGCCAUAGAUAAAGCCAACCUGUUGGUACGCCCCCCCGUCGCUGUGCUGCCCUUGGGCACUGGCAAUGACCUGGCGAGAUGCCUGCGCUGGGGAGGAGGCUAUGAUGGGGAGGACCUGCAGCGGAUUCUGCGGGAUAUUGAACUCAGCAGUCAGGUCCUGAUGGAUCGCUGGAGCGUGCAGGUGAUCCCAGACAACCCCCAGGAGAAAGGGGACCCCGUGCCCAACGACAUCAUCAACAACUACUUCUCCAUCGGAGUGGACGCCUCCAUCGCUCACCGAUUCCAUCAGAUGAGGGAGAAACACCCGCAGAAACUCAACAGCAGGGUGAAGAAUAAGCUGUGGUACUUUGAGUUUGCCACUUCAGAGACCAUCUCUGCCUCGUGCAAGAAGCUCAAUGAGUGCCUGACCCUCCAGUGUUGUGGAUUGCCCAUCGAUCUGAGCAGCCUCUCUCUGGAGGGCAUCGCCAUCCUCAACAUUCCCAGCAUGCACGGCGGCUCCAACCUGUGGGCGAGACCAAGAAGCUGGACCCCUGGCUCGACCAAUCAGCAGCCAGAGGUCAUCACGGACCCUGAGGUCCUGAAAGGCAGUGUUCAAGACUCCAGUGACAAGCGUCUGGAGGUGGUGGGGCUGGAGGGAGCCAUUGAGAUGGGUCAGAUCUACACCGGGCUGAAGAGUGCAGGGAGGCGUCUGGCAAAGUGCUCCCAGAUCACAAUCAAGACAAAGAAGCCCCUCCCAAUGCAGAUAGAUGGGGAGCCCUGGAUGCAGCCUCCGGUGUACUGUGAGUAUCGCCCCCUGCUGGAGCUCGAGAGAUUAGCAGUAUCCCUGUGAAUCCACACACUGUGCUGCAAGUCUCCCAUUCCCAUUCAAAACACUGUUCCUAUUUAGUACACCUGCAGGAGCCGCUGCCCGAAACGUUUGUCUGCUUGACUCUGUUUCUUCUGUCAUUUUGAUCUGAGCAUUUCUCCGGGUGCCUUUUCAACACACCGCUGACAAACCCGAAUCCCUUAACA